AACUCUUAUCUGGAGCUAAUAGGCUUUUUAUUGAGGCGCAGUAGGAAGGGCUCCAGGCCACUUAGUCUGCUCAGUCACACUCCCCUGUCUCAUUAGGCUGCAUACACAGACAGAGACACAAACCCCGGGACGGAGUUAUUGGACCGCGUUGCUGUCUGACGCGUGAUGAUGAUGACGACGAUGAUGAUGCUGCUGAUUCAUUUAUCUUGAAAAGCGCGUUGGUUUGGACCAGCACUUCAUUCAUUGCUUGGAGACAGAGGGAUGGAGCUGUCCAGCCCAGUGUGCCCUCCUGGUAACUGAUGAUGUGGGGGACACUGGCACACAUGGGCACAAAGAAACACAAGGUUCUGAGAAUACGGGCCUAAAUUGUUUUUCUCUGAAAGAGAGAAGGAAGCAGAUGCCAAAAACCGCUGAAAGGAAGUAACAAGCAACCGAAAGAGGAAGGAGCAGAAAAGAGUAAUAAAAUACAGAGUAAUAAAUAAAAGCCGCCAGGACUCAGUUGAGCGUCUGAUUGAGACUGAAAGCUCAAAAUGGAGCUGGUCCCGAAGACAAAAUACACCCACUUUCGCAGCGAAUCUCUCAGCUCGACGGAUGAUAGCAACUCCAACCCUUCUUUGCCCCCAUCCGCCCCUGUCACUCCCCUUACCCCUCCUGGUUUGCCCUCCUCGCUUUCUUCUACCUCUCUGACUGCAAUCCUGCCCCCCUCCUCCCCCCGCCCAGCCGAGAACAGCCCCACCACACUUUGCUCCUUCUUCCCCCGCAUGGGAGCUCUCCGGCUGGGCGUCUCGGCCACUUUGCUCCCAGGCCUGAAGGCUGGUAGUAGGCCCCAGCUGCCCCCGGACACCGAGGAACCCUCAGGAGAGCCCUUCGAGGAGAAUGUAUCCUCAUUAACCGCCCCCUCUCCCCCUCCCCGUCCCCCACAGGAGAUGAACCGGCUUGGGGGGGCCUCGCGGCGGGCGCGGGUGGAGGGGGGGCAGCUGGGCGGGGACGAGUGGACACGCCAUGGAUCCUUCCUCAACAAACCCUCCCGCGGCUGGCUCCACGCUGACAGCGUCCUCAGUGGAGCAGGAGUCUCCUACACUGUGCGGUAUAUGGGAUGUGUGGAGGUGCUGCAGUCCAUGAGGGCGCUGGACUUUAACACUAGAACUCAGGUCACAAGGGAGGCGAUCACAGUGGUGUGUGAAGCGGUGCCAGGUGGCAGAGGAGCACAGCACAGGAGAAAGCCCUCCUCUCGCUCGCUCUCCAUCCUGGGGAAGAGUAACCUCCAGUUCGCUGGAAUAACCAUCUGCCUUACCGUAUCCACCAGCAGCCUCAACCUGCUGGCAGCAGACUACAAACAGAUAAUCGCCAACCAUCACAUGCAGUCCAUCUCUUUCGCCUCUGGAGGAGACCCCGACACCGAAGAAUAUGUAGCAUACGUAGCCAAAGACCCCGUCAACCAGAGAGCCUGCCACGUCCUGGAGUGUCCCGAUGGUGCGGCUCAGGAGGUCAUCAGCACCAUCGGUCAGGCCUUUGAGCUACGCUUCAAGCAGUACCUGAAAAACCCCCCAAAACUGGUCGCCCCCCAUGACAGGAUGGCUCCUUUUGACGGGUCAGCGUGGGAGGAGGAGGAGGACGACGACGAAGGCCCCCCUGGCCCCGAGGUGGCCUACUACAACAACUUCCCCGGCAAGCUGCCCCCCCUGGGCGGGGUGGUGGACAUGAGGUGCCACGCCACCGGACCCACACUGCCCUACGGACAGCCAGGACAGAGCGACGUGCACAAGCAGCCUCACCCACCUCUCCCAGUCGCCGUCCGGGAAGGGAGUCGCAGCAUGUUUGAUGACCCUUCCUAUGUCAAUGUGGACAAGCCCCGCCCUCCCGCUGCAGCCAGUGAGCCCUUGGAGGAUGCAGCAGGCUUGCCUGGCGCUGCAGCACCCCCUCUGGCCAAACAGCUGCAGCGCGAGCCCUGGUUUCAUGGAAGCCUCAGCCGACGGCAGGCAGAGAAGCUUCUGGAAAGAGAUGGGGACUUCCUGGUGCGCGAAUCCGGCACCACCCCGGGGCAAUACGUCCUCACGGGGCUGCAGGGGGGCCACCCCAAACACCUGCUGCUUGUGGACCCAGAGGGUGUGGUCCGCACCAAACACCACCGUUUCGAGAGCGUGAGUCACCUGAUCAGUUACCACAUGGACAACCGGCUGCCCAUCGUGUCGGCGGGGAGCGAGGUGUGCCUUCAGCGGCCCGUGGAGCGGAUGGCCUGAUGCGGAUGAUCCCGCCCGGCGGCCCGCCCAAAACCUAUCCUGCAUCAGGGCCUGUGGCGUGCUGCAGGUAUCCCAGUGUGCCUUGUGAAAAAGGGGCCUACCUGUUCACAGUCAACCUACCCAACAUUCACCGUGGUUCACAGUGAAGGUCGGGAACUUGAGGGAAUUCAGUUUAAAUGGAAAAAUGGACCUCAGAUUGAACCAAGGCCACGGGAUCGUAAGCCUGUGUUUCUCUCUGCGUGGGACUUGGUCCGUGUUGGACGUUAACAGAGCCAGACUGUAGGAUGCUUUGCUUCCCUCUUAAUUUUAUUGUUGGGAAAUUCGGGUUGAAACAGUGGAAACAAACAGACGUUUCUUUCUGGAUUGGAGCCACGGAGGUUGUGCUGAGCCAUCUGUAGGUACACCAGGAGCAGCACAGUUUGGAACGGCUCGUGUCUGCCCCGUGCAUGCUAUCUCCUGGACCUUACAGACAGACAUGUGAACAGCAUUAGCAGGAAGUGAACCUGACGUGGUUGAAUUUGCAGUAAAUUUGUUGUUGUUCUCUCUUAAUCAUAUACAGUACUAUUGUAGCAAUCAUCACUUGUCAUAAGACUUAGGAAAUGCCAAAGAUGACAUGAGUAGGUUUUUGGCUAUAUAAUGUGGCAUAAUAUUUUCCAAAGAACCAAUUGUGUCUCACAGAACGGGUAAGUAGGGGGUGUUUCAAGUGGGAAAUAAGGGGUCAAAGUAAGGACAGGAAGGGAAGACGGAUAAAAGAGAUCGAGGUUCACCAAUAUUGCCCUGCUGCCUUAUGGGAACUGUAGGCCACCUAUAGGGCUGUCUGUCCCACCCUGGUAUCUUUGUCAUAAACUACGUCUUUGGCCGCUACUCUUCUGCAGUCACAGAAUCAGCACCAGAAUUGCACAGUUCACCUUUGUUAAUGGGAUUACCCUUUCUGAAAACAAACGAGCAUUUCAAAAUGGAAUCAAGUGAGGUAAUUAGCUGCGCACCAACUAGCAUACUUGUUGCAACCAAUAAAAUAAGGGGCAAGGAGCAUGGAUAUUGAUUGACACCUAGUUAUACUAUGCAGGAAGCACAAAGUAAUUAACUGUUACUUUCACAGCCUGUGUUUGUGCUUGGCGUGUAACCUCCUCAGAUUCCACUGACACUGCUGAUUCCAUUACUGUGGUGUUUCACGGAAAUACACAUGUAAAAACAAAAAUCUGGGCAAUUGAAGAGGUGACACUAUUGCAUCCUAAGAAAACUAGGAUAAAGUGAUAAGCUUAUUAGCUACUGCUGAAUUGUAGUUAGUAUAAAUUUGCAUUUAUUUUUUUGAAGUUUUCAACAAUUGUGUUAUCUGGGUUAAAUACAUUUUAGUUAGUUAGUAGAUGGGGGAAGGUGGUUGUUAAAUAGAAUUGGCCAUUUUGAAAAAUAAAAUUGCCCUUAAUGGAUGACAGAAAAGUAGUGGCCCAUCACAACUCCUGUGAUUCUUUGUUGUAUGUCUGUAGCUUUGAUGUAACGGUGCAUUAUGGGAAAUUCCCUAGGCCAUUUAGUCUUGAUUUGCAGUGACAAUCAGUGCAUACCUGUCAAGUAUCAUGUAUUUGACUUAAAUUGUCCUCUGUCGUACAUACCUUCACAUUCAUUUAUACAAGCUUAAAUGGUUUUGGCCUUUGAUGUUUUAAAAUGUUUGUCGGUUUUGUUUGUGUUGAGCUCUGUUCGCUACAGGAAUAUGAAGCCCAAGCGUGUGCUGUAAAGUCUCUCUCUCAUUACUCGUUACUCAGUGUUGUUUUUCUCACCGAAUACUCUGAGCAUGCACUUCUGAUUGGCCCGUGCUCUCAGGUUUUAUGUAUCAUUAGCUCAGAGGGGGGUCUGCUACCAAGAAACUUUUUGGUACAGUUUUUUUAUUGUUUUGUUGUUGUUCUAGUUAGGUUUUAGGAAUGAAUGUCUACCUCAGUGCU
Messenger RNA from Megalops cyprinoides (Indo-Pacific tarpon), 4174 nucleotides. Its product is annotated as SHC-transforming protein 1-like. Lineage: Eukaryota; Metazoa; Chordata; Actinopteri; Elopiformes; Megalopidae. The coding region runs from base 531 to 2240 and encodes 569 amino acids. The transcript has 12 exons. Gene Ontology annotation, molecular function: receptor tyrosine kinase binding. Gene Ontology annotation, cellular component: plasma membrane. The record is from RefSeq and is a predicted model, not a curated record. Gene Ontology annotation, biological process: cell surface receptor protein tyrosine kinase signaling pathway; intracellular signal transduction.